Fukomys damarensis (Damara mole-rat) is the source of this 3040-nucleotide messenger RNA. It is a transcript of the gene Steap2, whose product is annotated as STEAP2 metalloreductase. The record is from RefSeq and is a predicted model, not a curated record. Bases 374 to 1846 code for a protein of 490 amino acids. Lineage: Eukaryota; Metazoa; Chordata; Mammalia; Rodentia; Bathyergidae. Gene Ontology annotation, cellular component: plasma membrane; endosome. The transcript is spliced from 6 exons. Gene Ontology annotation, biological process: copper ion import. Gene Ontology annotation, molecular function: ferric-chelate reductase (NADPH) activity; cupric reductase (NADH) activity.
CACCCCAGGUCCGCCCCCGCACCUCCCGGCCUCCCAGGGCUGGGGGAGCCUCAGGUUGGGCCCAGGAGCCGGGAGAGACUUUUGCAGGUAGCGUGUGCCCCACAAGGCGGGACAGGCUGGUCGCUCUGGCCUCUCCGACGGUCUCGGGCCGCUUGGGCUUGAUGCGGUGCAUUUCACCGGUGAUCUUGCCGCGCUGCUGCGAGAACAGCUUUAGUGCCUUGUGACGCAAAGAAGAGCCUGCAGACCAGCAGCACCACUUCCACCUUUGGAAGAAAUGCGGAACCUUGGCCCUCCCUUGAGACUUACUGAAUCAGGAUCAACUUUUUAACAAGGUUCCCAGGAUAUUCCUGGUGAUCUUGGAAGACUUCAUAUCAUGGAAUCGAUCUCUAUGAUGGGAAGCCCUAAGAGCCUUAGUGAAACAUUUUUGCCUAAUGGCAUAAAUGGUAUCAAAGAUGCAAGAAAAGUCACUGUGGGUGUAAUUGGAAGUGGGGAUUUUGCCAAAUCCCUCACCAUUCGGCUUAUUAGAUGUGGCUAUCAUGUAGUUAUAGGAAGUAGAAAUCCUAAAUUUGCAUCUGAAUUUUUUCCUCAUGUGGUAGAUGUCACUCAUCAUGAAGAUGCUUUAACAAAAACAAACAUAAUCUUUGUUGCACUGCAUAGAGAACAUUACACCUCCCUGUGGGACCUGCGACAUCUGCUUGUGGGGAAAAUCCUGAUUGAUGUGAGCAAUAAUAUGAGGAUAAACCAAUUUCCAGAAUCCAAUGCUGAAUAUCUGGCCUCGUUAUUUCCGGAUUCUUUGGUUGUCAAAGGAUUCAAUGUCAUCUCAGCUUGGGCACUUCAGUUAGGACCUAAAGAUGCCAGCCGCCAGGUCUAUGUAUGCAGCAACAAUAUCCAGGCUCGACAGCAGGUCAUUGAACUUGCCCGACAGUUGAAUUUCGUUCCUGUUGACUUGGGGUCAUUAUCAUCUGCCAGGGAAAUUGAAAAUUUACCCCUGCGACUGUUUACUCUCUGGAGGGGGCCGGUGGUGAUAGCCAUAAGCCUGGCCACAUUUUUCUUCCUUUAUUCCUUUGUCAGAGAUGUGAUACAUCCUUAUGCAAGAAGCCAGCAGAGUGACUUUUACAAGAUUCCUAUCGAGAUUGUGAACAAAACCCUGCCUGUUGUCGCCAUCACUUUGCUGUCCCUGGUGUACUUAGCAGGCCUCCUGGCAGCUGCCUAUCAGCUCUACUAUGGCACCAAGUAUAGGAGAUUUCCACCCUGGUUGGAGACCUGGUUACAGUGUAGGAAACAGCUGGGACUACUCAGUUUUUUCUUCACUGUUGUACAUGUUGCCUACAGCCUCUGCUUACCAAUGAGAAGGUCAGAAAGAUACUUGUUUCUCAACAUGGCUUACCAGCAGGUUCAUGCAAAUAUUGAAAACUCUUGGAAUGAGGAGGAGGUAUGGAGAAUUGAAAUGUACAUCUCCUUUGGCAUAAUGAGUCUUGGCUUGCUCUCCCUCCUGGCAAUCACUUCCAUCCCUUCUGUGAGCAAUGCUUUAAAUUGGAGGGAAUUCAGCUUCAUUCAGUCUACGCUUGGGUAUGUUGCUCUGCUCAUAAGUACUUUCCAUGUUUUAAUUUAUGGAUGGAAACGAGCUUUUGAAGAAGAGUACUACAGAUUUUAUACCCCACCAAACUUUGUUCUUGCUCUUGUUUUGCCCUCAGUUGUAACUCUGGGUAAGAUCAUUUUGCUCCUUCCAUGUAUAAACAGAAAGCUAAAGAGGAUUAAAAAGGGCUGGGAAAAGAGCCAGUUUCUAGAAGAAGGUAUUAGAGGAACUGUUCCUCAUCUUUCCCCAGAGAGGGUCACAGUAAUGUAAUGAUCAUCGGUGCUCAUAGAUACCAUAAGAACUAUUCACACCAUUGUUUUUAUGGCCUCCUCUGUGUUCGGUUGUUACGUGUGCUGUUGAAUCGCUGUGGUUUGAAACCCGUUAGAGGAGAUUUCAGCUGAAACUGUGACAGAAUUUUCUUCAAGCUGUCACAGCUGUCCUGUUUUCCCAGUUUUAAUUGUUUUAUUCAACGUAUUGUGGGAAUUUAAGUAAUUUUGUUUUGUUUUGCACAACUUAACAUUGUUAUUUUCCUGUAUUUCAUAAUCAAGCAAAAAUAUUUGUAGUUAAUAACCUAGACACAACAAAAUAUUAAAAACACUUCACAAGCCAGACUUCGAAGCUUUGAAUAUAGUUCAAUGGAAUACUAUACUUUUUAUGAGGCAUCAGCAAGGUUUUGAUUAUUAUCCAACUUAAAAAAUAGAAAUGCACAAUCAUACCUUAUUUAAAAAGGCCACAUUGCAUUAGCAUCUAUGUAAGGGUGUAUGGUAAUAUUCUUAUACUCCUCUCAUGUAAGAAUUUGAAGAAUGUUAUAAAUUUUAUGAAGCAAUUUGACUGUAUGAACACAAAUUUAAAAAGACAAACCUGAAAUUAUAUUUGAAAUCCACUGAAGACAUAAAAUACCUACAGACAAUCCAUAGCUCAUGAGAGAGUUUGUUCUAUCAAAUUACAGAGAAAUAUCAUUUUAGCAUUAGUAUGUUGUUCAUCAGGGAAAGAACUCGGGAAUAUUUGACCUCCUAAGUUGAUAUGUUUAAUACAGUACCAAUCCUGGGAAUGAUGAAAAUGUCGGGUUUACAUACAAGGUUAUCUGAUAACUGAUCUUUGUUGUUUCACUUCGCUCUGGUGAGAGAUGAUUUUACUGAUGUUCAGUUGGGGAAAAAUGUGCCAGGCAUGACUGUAAGCAUUUCACUUGUGUUAGCCCAUGUAAUAGCUCCCUGAGACAGAGAAUUAUCCUUAUUUUACAAAAGAGGAACUGAAGGAUAGGAGAGUAACCCCCGCAAGGCUACUUAGGAAAAGGUAACGUGAGCAUUCAGGUCCAGGCAUCACAUCCCAGAAGUGCUGAUUUUCACCACUCUGUCCCCGUGCACUGUGUUCACAGUGCCAAGCUGGAGACUCUUUGUACAAAGGUAUUUUUUUUUUCUCUCAAUGAGUUUAUCUAUACAUUUUAGGUAUACAGUCCAGUUACAU